AUGUCGGUGUCGGUGUCGGUAUCGGUGUCGAUGUCGGUGUCGGUGUCGGUGUCAUCAUUCGUUAAUUUUUUGGGCUAUCGAUGUCGGUGCGGUGUCGGUAUCGGUGUCGAUGUCGGUGUCGGUGUCGGUAUCGGUGUCGGUGUCGGUGUCGGUGUCGUCAUCAUUCAGGAGGAAGAUAUAAAUAAUUUAUAUCUGCCUUUCGAAAUGAGACCUGGGACAGAUCUUACUAGCAAACUUAUCCCAAACAACAAAACCGUUAUAAAUAUUAUUGUUCAUCAUUUGCUUGGGAUAAAUAUUCCUAAUAAUGCAUAUCUUUCUGGUUCAACAGAAUGGGCAGAUGGUAAAAGAUCAGAUGCCUUAUAUAUACCAAGAAAUGGAGUGACACAUGAUCUACCACCCAUCUUAAUUGAAGUUCAGAAUUGCAUUGACCAACUAUUUAUGAUAAGGCUAAUUAACUAUUGCGCUCAUGUGUAUGAACGUUAUGAAGUAUUGCCUGUAGUGCUUGUCUUUGUAGUAAAAAAGUUCUCCAAUACCACAUUCGAGGAAAAAUUCGUUAAGAAAGCCAAUGCUCCAUAUAUACUAGAAACCCAGUGUGAAUUUUGGGCGAAGUCAACUAAUUUCGUUUCAGCCAAGUCAAUUGAAAAUUUUACUCAAGACUCCAUGGAUCCGUUUGUGGCGCUUGCCUAUUUUACCGUAUCACAGGCGCAAGACUUGAAAUCGUUAACGUUUGCUGCUGAUAUGACGAUCAGGUUUUUGAUCAAGCUACAAACCAAAUGCAAAAAAUAG
Rhizopus microsporus ATCC 52813 is the source of this 786-nucleotide messenger RNA. RefSeq lists its product as uncharacterized. The transcript has 4 exons. Bases 1 to 786 code for a protein of 261 amino acids. Lineage: Eukaryota; Fungi; Mucoromycota; Mucoromycetes; Mucorales; Rhizopodaceae. The record is from RefSeq and is a predicted model, not a curated record.